Molecule: messenger RNA, 1118 nt
Organism: Cherax quadricarinatus
Lineage: Eukaryota; Metazoa; Arthropoda; Malacostraca; Decapoda; Parastacidae
Source: RefSeq, a predicted model, not a curated record
GUUGUGGGAGGGGUGCAUGUGGAGGGUGAGGGAGGUAUGGAGGUGAUGAGGCAGGUAGUAGGUGGUACAGGUAGUCACUACACAGCCCAUCUCGCUCACAUUAACAACUUCGACCAUUAUUAGUUUCUUAGUGUAGGAUAGUCAAAAUGCAUUCCACGUUGUUCCUGAUCAUCACUUGUCUUGCUGCUUCAACCUCGGCAAGUUUAGCAGACUACCUCAGCGGCUCUCGGACACUGGGUGAUACACCAGCUCACAGGCCUGCGACCUCUGGUGAUAAUCGUGGUAGUGAUGAACGUCGAAUAUUUGGUACUAAUAACAAUCCAAGUUUAACAUUCCCAGAGUCCUCAGGAAGAGGUUCUUCCACCGAUAACACCCGUAAUGAAGAAAGUGUAUUUGGUACCCAAGGUAUAAGAAUUUCAGGAAGCAGUGAUGCUCUGAGAAUCAGUCCAGGUGUCGGUGUUGCUCAAGUACCUUCAGGAAGCACUCUUGCUGCAGAUACCAGUGCACCUACCUUCGGUCAAGGAAGUAGCAGGGCCCGUCAAGCAGGCAGUGGUCCUGCUCCAGUCAGACGAGUAGAAUCUCUAAUCACUCCUACAGUUACAAAAGUCGUAACUGUUGAUCGCUUCAUCACGUUAACUGACCUGGCAUUCCAUAGUGUGGCAGUGACCCUCACUUCCCUCAGUGUGCAGACUGUCACUACUAGCACACUUGCCGUACUACACACCCCAGUUAAUGAUCACGUUGCUCUGCAGUCUACUGUGGUUCUGCGGCCAUCAUACAUUACUGUAACUUGUGUAAAAUCAGACUUUAGCCUAGUAACAGAAGUCUCUGUGGACCAUGUAACUAUUACUCACACGUCGUACAUAAUCCAGCAAACAACUUACACCACGACAGCCACUCAAGUAUUAACACUAACCUCUCGGUUGGUGAGGACUAUAAUAAGGACUGCAAGAGAGACCCUGACAGACUAUCGCACCGUAACUGAUACUGUUCUAGCUCCUGGCGCCUACUAUGGCUUCCGUUCUGUCAACCUCUAAAAUUUUUCUCCAUAACUACACUGAAUAAUUUGUAGACUAUUUGCACUAAACUUUUCAUGUUACAUAAAACAAUACAUUAAA